Messenger RNA from Aureobasidium uvarum, 258 nucleotides. The record is from the annotation of a GenBank genome assembly. NCBI's taxonomy places the organism in Eukaryota, Fungi, Ascomycota, Dothideomycetes, Dothideales, Saccotheciaceae.
AUGCCCGAGACAGCCCCUGCUAACGUCACAGCUGCCGAUGGCUACAAACCACUAGAUGUCGAUACCUAUGUGACCAGCACCAUGAGGUCGCUAAACGUCUGUAUGAAAGGUCAUGGCAAGAACGUUAUCAUCCCUACCGAGCAAGAGUUUGCAAGCGCAAUACCACAAAGCCAUAGAAAGGGUGAGGCUGCGUACCACGUCAAGGCUCACAAGGGAAGCAAGGAUGGUAAGACAUGCUCAAAUAAACUGCUCUGUUGA